UAUUCAACUUUUAACCGAUCCGCCUACUAAACGUUCCCCGCUGCCAACGUUUACAGCGUCCAUGAGCACCAGUAACGUCCCCAGCACGAGCUGAUCUGAAUGCACAGCACGGGACGGGACACGGACUGUUUUGUACUGCGGGGCUCAGCCAGUGCGUUUGAUGGAGAACAAUGGCCCACAUCUCGGUAGACUGCUGCAGCCCUUCACCAUGCGUCUCCCUGCCGGGCAUCCCUCUCAGCGUGCUGUCGGUGCCCAUGGAGGACAAGUACAAAUGCCAGCAGUGUCGCCAGGUGCUGAGGAAGCCGGUCCAGGCUAUGUGCGGACACCGCUUCUGUGUCCACUGCCUCCGCCUGCUCACCAGCUCUGGCCCCAAGCCUUGUGAAGCCUGUCGCCAGGAGGAGAUAUACGAGGAGCCUAUGUCCAUUCUGAACAGCGACCAGGCUUUCCCAGACAAUGCUGCUGGCAGGGAGAUCGCCAGCCUGCCAGCCAGGUGUCUCCACCAAGGAUGCACUUGGACGGGUUCAGUGAAAGAGUAUGAGGCGCAACACGAAGGCCUCUGUGAAUAUGAACAGGUCCAGUGCGAGGCCUGCAAGAACUUAAUCCUGCGCAUACAUAGGGAACGGCACGCCGACAGAGAAUGUGAAGCGAGAACGUUGAACUGCAAGUACUGCAAAGUGAGCUUCACCUACAACGAAAUAAAGGCCCAUGAUGAGACCUGCGUGAAGUUUCCUCUGCAGUGCAAGGAUUGCGGUAAGAAGAAAAUCCCCAGAGAAAAGUUCAACGACCACAGCAGAUCUUGUGCCAAGUCAAAAACGGCCUGUCCUUUCAGCGAAGUGGGCUGUAAAGCUGUGAUAGAGAACGGCAAGCCCAGCGACCAUGAGCAGGCCAGCACCAUGGAGCACCUGCGCCUGCUGCUGCCCAUGGUGCUGUCCCUGGUCCACGGGCGGGCCGACGGCCUGUCCGCCCUGGACUGGCAGGAGGACCCUGGCUGCCUGUACCGGGCUCCUGAGGAGGGGGCCCACGGGGGGGCCAGGGCCGCGCCGGCCGCCGUCGACCUGGACAAGAAGGUGAGCGCCCUGGAGAACGUCGUGUGCGUGCUGAACCGCGAGGUGGAGCACAACUCGGUCACACUGGAGGCGUACUCCCACCAGCACCGCCUGGACCAGGACAAGAUGGAGAACCUGGGCAACAAGGUGCGGCAGCUGGAGCGCAUGCUGACCAUGCGCGACCUGCAGCUGGCCGAGACGGAGCAGCUGCUGCGCGAGAUGCAGUUCUGCACGUUCGACGGCGUCUUCGUCUGGAAGAUCUCCGAGUUCCUGCGCCGCCGGCAGGACGCGCUGGCCGGCCGCACGCCCGCCAUGUUCUCGCCAGCGUUCUACUCCAGCAAGUACGGCUACAAGAUGUGUCUGAGGCUCUACCUGAACGGAGACGGGACGGGGCGAGGCACCCACCUCUCCCUCUUCUUCGUGGUGAUGAGGGGGAAGUGCGACGCUCUGCUGAAGUGGCCCUUCAGCCAGAAGGUGACCCUGAUGCUGCUGGACCAGAACAACCGGGAGCACAUCAUCGACGCCUUCCGGCCCGACGUCACCUCCACCUCGUUCCAGCAGCCAAUCAGUGAGAUGAACAUUGCCAGUGGCUGCCCUCUGUUCUGUCCAUUGGCUAAGCUGGCGGGCAAGAGCUCCUACUUACGCAAUGACACCAUUUUCAUUAAGGCCAUCGUGGACCUGACCGGCCUCUAGGGGGUAGACUGUGGAAGCACUACGCCAAAAUAAAAUCCGAGACUAAUGAUUAUUAUAUAUAAAUAAGAUAUCUAGAAUAUUAUUAUAUUAUAUCCAUGUAAGCUAUACAUAAAUGCUUACUAUAUAUUUUGACUUCAUUGAUAUAUAUCAUAUAAAAUAUAUAUACAUAUAUAUAAAUAUAUAUGCAUAUGCUAAAUCAUUAGGAUUUGCCUCUAACAGCAGGUAAAGUGAAAGUGUAACUCUUAAGGGGGUAGUUCGGAAUUCUGGACAUAGGGCCUGAUUCCCAAGUUAGCCUUGGUGUUCUUUAUCAUUGGAGACAGUUUUCAACCCAUUUCAGUCCUCCUAGUUGCAGAGUUUGCUUGUGCUAGGCUAGCGCACGGCAACGGGCAAUACUAUCCUGCUAAUAAAACAGUCUUACCCACUCCACAGUACACCCGAGGCAUAUCAACUAUAACGCCACACGGUCGAUGUAAAUGUCUGUGUUGAUAGAAUAAUGUUAGAAAUAAAACCAACCCUGCAUUGCAUUGCGUUUUGAGGGACUGUUAUAUUGCUGGUAGUAGGCUACGGCAGCAGCGGACUGAUACCUAGGUUAAAUUCCGCUGCUGCUGUGAGAAAGUAGUCCCUCAAAAUGCAAUGAUUCAUGCGAUGUGAGGUUAGUUUUAUUUCUAAAAUUAUUCUAUCGACACAGACAUUUACAUCUAUAGUCUGGGGACGUUAUAAUUGAUUUACCUCGGGUGUACUGUGGAGUGGGUAAGACUGCUUUAUUAGCAGGCUAGUAUUGCCCGAUGCCGUGCGCUAGCCUAGCACGAGCGAACUCUGCAAAAUAGAAGGACUGAAUGAAAUGUGUUAAACUGUCUCCAAUGAUAAAGAACACCAAGGCUAACUUUGGAAUCAGGCCCUACGUCCAAAUUUCCGAACUACCCCUUUAACCAUUUAUAUAAAUUCUAACUAAAUAAUGCAUGUUGGAAUUUAUUGAGUUAGAAAGGUGUUUCCAAAGUGUUUACUCAAAACGAGGACUGCGUUAGAAAGUAUCUCAAGUUAAUCAGAUAAAAUAUAGCCCAAUAAUCUUUGACUUAUAUUCCAAAUAUAUUGGUUAUUUAAGCAUAGUUCCACAAUGUACCAACAUGGAUCUUAUAUUAGAUUAUUAAUGAAUAUAAAUUAGUAUUAUUGUUGGGUUUUAUGGUGGUUGCGGAUGUUUGAAAGUUAUUUGCGUGUCAAGCUGAGCAAGUUAUUGGCUGUAAAAGACUCCCUCCAUAGAUAUCAUUUGAGUGACGAUACAGUACCCUUCAACACCAGAGAAUCAUAUAAGAUUCAAUAUUUAAUACCUGGUUUUGCAGCCUGUAGAAACUGGCUGCACUGUUUAAUCCAACCUACCUGCUGAUACACAAUUUAUUUAUUGCAACGUUUUUGUAAUGGCAAAUAUACUGUAUAAUCUAAAACUUUCAGUUGAAGUGCAAAGAAUGGUUUGGGUGUGUUUUCCUAGAUAGCGUUUGGCUACUAAAUAUUUAACUAAUCAAUUCAGACGCAUAAAAGUCAGUUAUUUUUUCUAAUAAAUAAAAGGUGUUACGCUUUU
Gadus macrocephalus (Pacific cod) is the source of this 3312-nucleotide messenger RNA. It is a transcript of the gene traf2b, whose product is annotated as Tnf receptor-associated factor 2b. Gene Ontology annotation, biological process: regulation of apoptotic process; positive regulation of JNK cascade; positive regulation of canonical NF-kappaB signal transduction. The transcript is spliced from 11 exons. Bases 171 to 1739 code for a protein of 522 amino acids. Gene Ontology annotation, molecular function: zinc ion binding; ubiquitin protein ligase binding; tumor necrosis factor receptor binding. The record is from RefSeq and is a predicted model, not a curated record. Gene Ontology annotation, cellular component: plasma membrane signaling receptor complex; cytoplasmic side of plasma membrane. NCBI's taxonomy places the organism in Eukaryota, Metazoa, Chordata, Actinopteri, Gadiformes, Gadidae.